UUCGGCUCGGCCGGGGCCUCUCUAGCUGUAGCAGUUUAUAAGGUCGGGAUAGGACUCGGGACAAAAACACAGCAAAAAACCCAUCUUGGCCGGCUAUCCCCGAUCCCACCAAACCCCCGAGUCCCCGCCCACGACGAUGUCCGACCAUCGGCCGAAGCGGCUGCCAGACGCCGCUGCCGCCGUGGCCUCCCCGGCGGCGAAGCGCGCCUGCGACCCGUCCGCACCGGCGUUCCCCACGUACAAGGACGCGCCCGACCUGCCCCCCAAGAUCCGCCUCCUCUGCGAGAUCCUGGCCUCCACCGCCCCCGACGUGGACGCCGCGCUCGACGACGCCGACGUCCGCGUCACCACCGCCGACGUCGAGCAGGUGCUCCGCUUUUCCUACGCCCAUCCGCGCGCCGCCGUCGCCUUCUUCCGCUGGGCGGGCCACCGGCACCUCGGCCACGACCAUUCCCCCUACUCGUGGAACCUCGUCGUCGACAUCCUCGGCAAGAACCGCCUCUUCGGUCCCAUGUGGGACACCGUUGGCUCCAUGCGGACCCAGGGCCUGCUCUCCCUCGCCACCUUCGCCUCCGUCUUCUCCUCCCUGGCUGCUGCCCCCGGCAGCUCCCCGCUCAAGGCGUUCGUGGACAUGCCGCGCUACGGCAUGGAACGCGACACUCCCGCGCUCAACUCGCUCCUCUCCGCGCUCUGCCGGGCCAACCGCCUCGACGACGCCCGCGCCGUGAUCCCCGUGGCGCGCGCCGAGGCCGGCACGCGCCCGGACGCCGACUCCUACGCCAUCCUCCUCGAGGGAUGCGAGGCUGCCGCCGAUCCGCGGGUUGCUCGCGAAGUGUUCGACGAAAUGGUGCGCUCCAUCGGCUUCGAUCCUGCCAACGUGCCUGCCUAUGACUCCUUCCUCACAACGCUUGUUUCAAGUGACUCCUCUACGGCGCUACCGGAAGCGAUGGAGUAUCUUGCGAUCUUGAGCCGGCGCGGAUGUUCACCUGGAGAGAAGUUCUUCCGUGCUGCUCUCGCCGCACACCUUGAGGCGCGCGAAUUGCACGGUGCAAUGGUGGUUUGGAAUGACUUUGUCAGACAUCGGGGGCUCGUCCCGGAUAUGGAAAUGUACAACACAAUGAUCAUGCUGCAGGGCAGUCUUGGGCAUGCUGAGGUGAUAGUGGAGUAUCUCGACGACAUGGCCUUCAAUGGAGUGUUCCCCGACCCCAACACGUACAAUGUAGUCCUCCAGUUUUUGCUGAAGGGGAGGAAGCUCCGGGAGGCAGCGGCGAUCUUUAGUGAGAUGGUCAAGAAUGAGUGUUGGCCAAACGAGGCAAAUUGUUCGCUUGCUCUUCGCAUGUUCUUGGAUACACGUGAUUGGGAGAUGGGAAUCAAGGUGUGGAACUGCAUGGUGGCGAAUAACCUGCCACCAUUGGAGGAGAGUGGGAACAUGCUUGUAUCAAAGCUGAAGGACGAUAGGCUACCUGAGGCAUGCAAGUUUGCAGAAGACAUGAUUGAUCGGGGUAUCAAGUUGAGCUCUUCAACGCUGUCGAAGCUGAAGCAGAGCCUGCAGAAGAUUAAAAAAGGAGAGAUACACGAUCACCUACUUAGAAAAUGGAAGGCACACUAGUCUGUUGAGCUUUCUUAUAUGGGUUAACAGGGUUAAAGACUAGUGAGAUCGUUUCUUCAGUUAACAGCUUCAUGGUGAAUUUCUGGCUGCAACUAAGGAAGCGCAAGUUCCAAGUUUCCAACGCAGUUUCUAAAUUUUAAGUCUUCUGUGUACAAUGUAACAUAGCAGGUGAGAACCUUGUCGAAAAUACAUAUCAGGCAAGAAUGGUUUGGUAUCUUAAGACUUCGAGCUCCUUA
Molecule: messenger RNA, 1845 nt
Organism: Phragmites australis (common reed)
Lineage: Eukaryota; Viridiplantae; Streptophyta; Magnoliopsida; Poales; Poaceae
Product: pentatricopeptide repeat-containing protein At1g71060, mitochondrial-like
Exons: 1
Coding region: 137-1609 (490 amino acids)
Molecular function (GO): protein binding
Source: RefSeq, a predicted model, not a curated record